AUGACCCGUACCUCUGUUCUAGCCGAUGCUUUGAAUGCUAUUAACAAUGCCGAGAAGACCGGCAAGCGCCAGGUGUUGAUCAGGCCUUCUUCCAAGGUUAUCCUUAAGUUUCUGCAGGUUAUGCAAAAACAUGGUUAUGUUGACGAAUUUGAGUAUAUUGAUGAUCACAGAUCCGGUAAAAUUGUAGUGAAUUUGAAUGGUAGAUUGAACAAAUGCGGGGUGAUAUCUCCUAGAUUUAACGUGAAAAUUAAUGAGGUUGAAAAGUGGACUGCUAAUCUUUUACCAGCAAGACAGUUCGGCUAUGUAAUUUUGACCACAUCCGCCGGAAUUAUGGACCAUGAAGAGGCUCACAGGAAACACGUUGCCGGUAAAGUCCUAGGAUUCGUCUACUAA
Molecule: messenger RNA, 393 nt
Organism: Eremothecium sinecaudum
Lineage: Eukaryota; Fungi; Ascomycota; Saccharomycetes; Saccharomycetales; Saccharomycetaceae
Gene: RPS22B
Product: 40S ribosomal protein uS8
Exons: 3
Coding region: 1-393 (130 amino acids)
Biological process (GO): translation
Cellular component (GO): ribosome; cytosolic small ribosomal subunit
Molecular function (GO): structural constituent of ribosome
Source: RefSeq, a predicted model, not a curated record